UUAAAUAUUAAAAAACAGAUGCAUCACAUGCAAAUACACAAAUUUAAACAACUAAAGAAAACGUAAAUCAACGAUAUUUUUUGCAUAAAAAACACUCUUCAACAUUUAAUUGAUGCUCAUCUCAUUCAUCAGUGUCUACUCAUACGAAAGGAUCUGGAAAGCGCAAAAGUUGCUAAAUAAAUUGCUUUCCAUGUGUGUGGACCACAAAUCUUAGAAAUUGAAGGAUUUACGACUUUUCGAACACAAAGUGAAUGUGAGACAAAUAAAAGAGCAAAGAGUGACGUAUUUUCAAAGGAAAAAUAUAAUGCCAAGUUGAAUGCAAAACAAAACAAUAACAAAAAGCAACAUGAAACAAAUGAACUACUGAGAAAUGGCUGUCAGUGAUGUGUUUGAUGAUACUUUAAUUAUAGCUAAAAAUAUUAAAACAACAAUUGUGCGUGUGUGUGUUUGAAUGCGUCUGCUGGUGUUGGAGCGGUGAGCUCAAAGGCAACAUUUCAUUCACUAGCUAUUCACUACAACGACCGUGUGUGCCGUGCAGCGCCUUGAUUUCUUUAAUGUGAUUUUUCUUGAAUUUCUUUGAGCGCAAUACAACCAUAAUAAAAUGUCAUUAGUGUCAAGAAAUGAUGAAAAAUUGUGCGCGCAAAAUAUACUCGACAAGUGCUGCUGCUACUGCUGCUGCUGUGUAAUUUAAAAAGUCACGUAAAAAUAAGCUGCAGUGAGUCGGUGAAAAGAGAGGAAAAGAAUGAAAGAAAAUAAAAGUCAAAAGAAAGAGGAGUGAAAAGCGCGCCACGACAGCGCGGUGUAGUGUAGCAGAGCGGUGCGCGGCGGUAUGCCGGCAUGAGUAGGAUAAUACAGUGUGAUUAAUAACCAAAAACAAAACAGAAAGAGCGGACAAAAAAGCGUGGAAUGAGCGCCGAGCGUUAAUGCGAGUUGACCACCGAUCACCGUUUUGCACUUAAUACAACCGGAAACGGAUAUAUAUAUUACGUGCAGGGCAAGCAGCCUAAAAUGUUAUUAAUAAUAUCUAAUAAUAAAUGUUUGUAUAUUUUUUGUGUAAUUACAGGCUAACCAGUUUAUUCAAGAAAAAAUAAGAAAAAAUAAGAAAAAAUACAGUGAAAAAAUGUGUUAAAAGUAAAAUACAAAAAAUGAAAUCAAAGAAAAGUCUUCAAAUUCCAUUAAAAAAGAAAAGGUAGAAAGGAAGCAAAACGAAUCGUGAUCAAAACAAGCAGCGGUGCACAAAGUAAAGCUGCAAGCGAAAAAAUGCGUAUAUAAAAAUUACGCGAAUCCAAUAAAAACGAGCAUAUAUCGUUGAGUCAAAGUGGUAUAAAGUAAAAAAUAUUAAUCAAAUAAAUAUAAAAAAAAAAACAACUGCAACAGCAAUAAGAGCACGCAGUUGGCAGCUACCACGUCGCCAGCUUACUACUUCACAGCGUCUCGCAGCAUCCUUGCUACUUCGACUCCGCAACAACCAAUUCCAAGCAUUGAGUCAGUGACUGCGACAACAACAAGAACCGCGCUGACAAUCUCGCAUUCAUCCACAUCUUCAGCAACUUAUUGAGCAGCGCUUGCCACCGACUUCGUUGUCAACUUCAACUCCAGCGCCGUCGUCGCUGUUGCUGUCGCCGUCGCUUUAACUCUGACUGCGACUGUGACUCUAAAAUGGUCAAAAUGGAAUUUCUUAAAAGGAAACAUUUUUCAUUGUGGAUUAUAACGACAUUUGUACUCGUGGCUGGCAUUUUGGAUGGUUGCGUCGGAUUGCAGGGCGUACCGACAUGGAUUUGCCUCGGCGUGAAAUCACCGUUUAUCCAAUUCAGCAACGAAAUAGAGGUGUUGGCCAACAACAGCGUUCCUCUCAAUAUAACCAAAGAUGAGCAAGCGCUCAUGCAUCAGGAGGGUUUACGUAAAUUGGGCACAUUCAUUAAGCCCGUCGAUUUGCGUGACUCUACAACGGGUUUCGUGAAGGCAGAUUUAACCAAAAAAAUACCGAAUGCCGCCGCGAGCACGAGCAGGAAUACAUAUUAUGGCGGCGGUGGCGUUGUUAUGGCGCAACGCCGACGGCAUCCAAUACAAGAAGAAAUGGAUCAAAAACAAAUCAUUUUACUUGAUGAGGAUACCGAUGAGAAUGGUUUGCCCACAAGUUUAACAGAUGAAGAUCGAAAGUUCAUAGUGCCGAUGGCAUUGAAGAACGCCUCACCAGAUCCACGUACGCUUAUGGCGACACAGCGUCUAAUAGGCACCACAACACGUGGCACAACAACUACAAAACGGCCCACAACACCGGCCACACCAGAGUUCGCUUCGAAUAUUGAUGAUUUGAAGAAGCAUAUUUUAUUCUUACAGAAUCUUACGAAGCACGAUAGCAAUUUUCAAUCGAAAUUCGUUGUGUUUCCAAGUCUGCAGAAAGAUCGCCAAAAUCCAGUUUUAACGACAACAACAACAACCGCGCGUCCUUUUCGCUCGAUCUUUCAGUACUCAGCGCCCGUGACACCGCCUACACGUAAAUCCGCCUUUCCAAGUGGUGCGAAAUUGCCCGGUGGCCAACCUUUUGGUGGCUAUUAUCACAACGAUGAUGAAGAUGACGGCGGCAUGUCUGUGUUUCUCUCACAAGCGGGCAUGAAUACGCGAGACAAGAUCACUAUUGUGCCACAAGUUUUAUUGUUGAAUGAUCAAACGAUCAAGAAUGAAACAAGCGGUGAUGGUAGUGGUGAUGCGAGAGGUCGCAAUGUUAAUAAGACAGUAGCUGAAGUGCCACAAAAUGUUGCUGUCACUACACCGACCACACCGGAAACAACAACACCUAUGACCAGCACUACACCCCGACGACCUACUAAAAAGCCGUUGUGCAUACGCAAUCCAGAUUCGCCAAAAUGCAUACGGCAGCGUAAGCGCGAAGAGCAACAGCGGCAGCGUCAUCGCGAACAAUUGCUACGCGAACAGCGUGAAUAUUUAAGACCGCACUAUGAGCCCUACAUACAGACCCUGAACAAUACAAAACGUUUUGCCGUCUCCAUUGAAAUACCCGAUUCCUUCAAGAUACACUACAACAAAAGUGCGGAAACCACGACAAUACCAACAAUUCGUGUCGAUGAAGGUGAAUUGCAAGAGCUCUCGCGUUCCAAACGUUCGCAUCAUAAACGACGCAAUAUAGGUGGCGGUCAGCAUGGACGUCGCGCUGGUAAUAAUGAUAAGUUAGCUACUAAAUACAGUACGAGUUAUUUUGAACGUGAUACCGUAAUAACAGGCGCACGCGAUUUCGCUGUUCCUAAUGCCGAUCAAUUGGGCAUGCCAGCGGUGAAUGGUAGUACACCAAUCCCCACGGUACCGGCCUAUUCAGAACCAAUUAAUUUGAAUCCAGAUAACUGUUAUCAAGUUGAUGGCAUGACUUAUGGUCAGAAGAAACAAUGCGUGCUGCAAACCAGUGUUAUGCCGGCAAUAAGUCGCGGUGCGCGAGCGGCUAUACAGGAAUGUCAAUUUCAAUUCAAAAACCUUCGCUGGAAUUGCAGCACAACAGAGGAUAACACUGUCUUUGGUCCGGUGACGGGAUUGGGCUCACCGGAAAUGGCUUUCAUUCACGCGCUCGCCGCUGCUAUGGUGACCAGUUUUAUAGCUCGUGCCUGCCGCGAUGGGCAAUUGGCGUCAUGUGGUUGUUCGCGUGGUUCGCGCCCUAAGCAAUUGCACGAUGAUUGGACGUGGGGUGGUUGUGGCGAUAAUUUGGAAUAUGCCUACAAAUUCGCCACCGACUUCAUUGAUGUGCGCGAAAAGGAGACGCGUCGCGGCACACGCGGCGCUGGCAAUCCGGAACGCAAGCGCGGUCGCUUCCAUCAGCGACGCAAUCAGCAAAUGCAGCAAACAAUGCAGGCUGAUGACGCGUCUGCAGCCAGGUUGGCGCUGUUGGCAACAACGACGCUAAAAACGAUUGCAACAACAACAACAACGACUACGACUCCAGCGACCCUAGUAGCACAAUUAGAGGCGUUUGCAAGCGAAAAUGAAUAUAUCAGCAGCGACAAGGAAAACACGCAGCAACAAAAGCAACUGUUCCAACAACAACAACAACAGCAGCAGCAACAACAAAUUUCCAAUAAAACUGUCAGUGUUGAUGGCAAUCAGCAGAGCAACGACAACAACGCGCAGGCGGCGGGAAUUAAUACCAACAUGUCAACAGCAACGCUAACCAACUCUAAGGACACCACCAACAUACAAACAACAACAAGAACACCAGCAAUGGCAACAGCACAAAAAUCAGCGCCGAGCCGUGGCAGCAGCAGUAGUGGCAAUAACAACAGGCAGGAAUCAAACCGCGACGCUAAUGCUGACUUCUCCUCCGAAGAAGAAGCGGCUAGACGCAUCAAACCGGAAGAUUUAUUAGAGUUGCAGGAGCGUAUCACAAAGGAAAUACUCAAUUCGAAAUUGCAGGGCAAGGAAAUGCUGGAAUUGCAGGAGAAAAUCAAUCGCGAAAUUCUAAACACAAAGGUGUUCAAUAUGGAUGCUGGCGGCGGCGGCGGCGGCGGCAAGCGCAAGCGGCGACGUAAAAAUCAACGCGCCAUCAACGGAAUGCCAAACGAUCAGCAAGCAGAUGCCACAGCGAAUGGCGCGGCCGGUGAUGGUGGCGGCGAGGGUGCAGGCAAAUGGAAGAGCAGCGUUACGGCCAAAGCACGUAGCCUAAUGAAUUUGCACAACAACGAAGCGGGCCGGCGGGCUGUCAUCAAGAAGACGCGCAUCACAUGCAAAUGCCAUGGUGUCUCUGGUUCAUGCAGUUUGAUCACCUGUUGGCAGCAGCUCUCAUCGAUUAGAGAAAUCGGCGACUAUUUGCGCGAAAAAUAUGAAGAGUCUACGGUAGUGAAAUUGAAUAAACGUGGACGUUUACAAGUGAAAGAUCCGCAGUAUAAAGUGCCAACGGCGCAUGAUUUGGUGUAUCUGGAUGAGAGUCCUGAUUGGUGCCGCAAUAGCCGGCAGUUGCAGUGGCCAGGCACACAUGGUCGCGUUUGCAAUAAAACAUCCUCGGGCUUGGAUGGUUGCGGCAUUUUAUGUUGCGGUCGAGGCUACAACACCAAAAACAUUGUGGUGCGCGAACGUUGCAAUUGCAAAUUUCACUGGUGCUGUCAGGUCAAAUGUGAUGUCUGUGUGAAAGUGCUCGAGGAACACACCUGUAAAUAAAUAAAUAAUUAUAAAAACACAAAUAUAAUAACAAAACUUCAUACGAAAAAAGUAACUAAAACCCAAAUGAUAAAAUGAAACUACUCAACAACACAUGACGGCGGCAAGGAGGCGAUAAACACGAUAUGAAAAUUAGUAAAUAAACCAAAAAAAAAA
Molecule: messenger RNA, 5313 nt
Organism: Bactrocera oleae (olive fruit fly)
Lineage: Eukaryota; Metazoa; Arthropoda; Insecta; Diptera; Tephritidae
Gene: Wnt5
Product: Wnt oncogene analog 5
Biological process (GO): cell fate commitment; neuron differentiation; multicellular organism development
Cellular component (GO): extracellular region
Molecular function (GO): cytokine activity; frizzled binding
Source: RefSeq, a predicted model, not a curated record